This is a messenger RNA of Linepithema humile (Argentine ant), 651 nucleotides long. It is a transcript of the gene CUTA, whose product is annotated as protein CutA homolog. Gene Ontology annotation, biological process: response to metal ion. Gene Ontology annotation, molecular function: copper ion binding. NCBI's taxonomy places the organism in Eukaryota, Metazoa, Arthropoda, Insecta, Hymenoptera, Formicidae. The record is from RefSeq and is a predicted model, not a curated record.
CUUCACACGGUUGAAUAAAAUAUAUUAUGUAAAAUGUAACGGAGCUAAUUUUAUUUUAAAAAAUCAAUAUAUUUCUAUGGUUAUGCUCUUUUAACAUCGAGUCGCAGUCAUCUCAAUGUUAUUGAUCAGCCGGUGUUCGACUGAAGUUCAACUAACCGCAAAGUAGACGUCGUACGGCUAAAUACUACGAAUGCUAUUCAUGACGCGGAUUUCUCUUAUAGGAGUGUUAAUGCUUUUUUGUUUAGCGAGAAGCAUCCGCGGCCAAGUUUACCGAAAUAUGUCAAGCUUCGCCGGAGCCUCUUCUGUAGCGUACGUCACGGUACCGGAUGAUACAGUAGCGAAGAAAAUAGCGCGCGGUCUUGUUGAGAAUAAACUCGCCGCCUGCGUUAACAUCAUCCCACAACUUACCUCGAUAUAUGAGUGGAAGGGAGAAAUACAAGAGGAUUCUGAACUUCUAUUAAUGAUAAAAACUAGAACAGAGAAAAUAGAUGCUUUAACGAAAUAUGUAAAAGAGAAUCAUCCAUAUACAGUUUGUGAAGUGAUUUCCCUGCCUAUACAAAAUGGAAACGCUGAUUACAUUAAAUGGAUCAAUGAAGUAGUUCCACCACUUGAUACCCAGACUAAUUAAUACAAAUAAAUAAAAUUCAACUA